ACGCGUACAUAAAAGCAACGAAAAUUUUUUUUGUAAAAUCUGAAAAAUUGUGAUAAUUAAAAAAUUUAAAUAAAAAACUUGGUGGCUAAAUUUAUUUAAAAAAAAUGUUUAACAGAAUUUAAAAUUUAUUGAAAAAUAAAGACAAAUUUAAUUUUAAGUGCCAAAAAUUAUUAAUAAAAAAUUAAUUAUAAAUAAAAUUUAAAAAAAUCAGAAAUGAAAUUGAAUAUAAAUUUCGCAUUAAUUGUUGUGGCAUGUAUUACAACCACUGUGUUGGCCGAACAACAACAAGCACAAUAUUGUGUUACACCCGAAAACUACAAUGGCUCCUGCGUUGCUUUAAGCUUUUGUCCACAAAUUGCCAAUGUUAUCCAGAGCGGUAGUCAAACACAGGUCCAACAAUAUAUUAUACUAUCACAGAGAGCCUGCGGCACUAGAAGUGUAAAUGGCGAAACAGUGGUCUGUUGCACAAGACCCUACGUUGUACCGCAAGCAACAACACGUCCCCAAAGUCAAACUAUUUGCCGUGGUCCUGACCUCAAAGCGGGUACCUGUAUGCCCAUUAGAGAUUGCAAGCCUUUAGCAGAAGAAUUGCUAGUGAAACAACAAGAUCGAACCUUUGCCAGAUUUUUAAAAGCAUCAAAUUCGAUAUGUGGUGGUGAAGGUACUGCAGUUUGCUGUCCCAGCACCAACAGCCAACCACAAACUUCUACCAAUGCUCCCUUAAUAAAGAAUUCAGAUGAAAUUCCUCAUCGUUUGCCCACCGUUGAGGAGGGUUGUGGUGUAAGCAAUAAUACCUAUAAGCUAAAAGUGGGCGGUGAGCAGAGUAGGAAGGGUGCUUGGCCUUGGAUUGCUUUAAUCGGUUAUGAUGAUGAAUUAUCGACCUCGCCGUUUAAGUGUGGUGGUACCUUGAUAACAGCCAGACAUGUGGUAACAGCAGCUCAUUGUUUGAGAACAGAUUUAUCCUUUGUACGUUUGGGUGAACUUGAUUUAACCACCGAUACUGAGGGCCGUCAUGUGGAUAUACGUGUUGUAAGAAGCGAAAAACAUCCUGAUUAUAGCCCCCAAAGUGGUCAUAGUGACAUUGCUAUUUUAUAUUUAGAACAUAAUGUUGAAUUUACAGAAUUAAUUUCUCCCAUCUGCAUGCCCAUCACUCCCGAAUUAAGACAAAAAUCCUAUGUUCGCUACACUCCCUAUGUCAUAGGCUGGGGUAAAACAAUACAAGGUGGUACCUCAUCCAACGUCCUACAAGAACUACAAAUUCCCAUUUAUGAAAAUCAAGUAUGUAGAGAUCGUUACAAACAACAAAAUCGUAUCUUUGUCGAAAAUCAAUAUGAUAAAGCUGUUUUAUGUGCGGGUGCACUAUCCGGAAGAGAUGAUACCUGUCAGGGAGAUUCUGGUGGUCCUCUCGUGAUACCAGAGAGAUAUGGCUACAAUUACCGUUUCUAUUUAAUUGGUGUUGUUUCGUAUGGUUUUGGUUGUUCUCGUCCCGAAAUUCCUGGUGUCUAUUCGAGUACACAGUAUUUUAUUGAUUGGAUUAUACAAAAAGUAGCUGAUACUCCUUAACUUGUUUUUGGCCUCUAAAAAAAUAUUUUUUUAUGUUUUUUUUUAUAAUUUUAAAUCUUAAUUGUAGUCUAAGUAAUAGAGUGAGAGAUUAUUUAUUUUUGUAAUUUCGUUCGUUUUGAUUAUUAUUAUUUUAAAUUUUUUAAAUAAAUAUUUUUUUAUUUUGUA
This is a messenger RNA of Lucilia sericata (common green bottle fly), 1728 nucleotides long. Its product is annotated as venom protease-like. Gene Ontology annotation, molecular function: serine-type endopeptidase activity. The record is from RefSeq and is a predicted model, not a curated record. Gene Ontology annotation, biological process: proteolysis. NCBI's taxonomy places the organism in Eukaryota, Metazoa, Arthropoda, Insecta, Diptera, Calliphoridae.